AAAAAAAAAAGUGCACUGUAAAUAAAAUUGUAAAUUUUCAAUUUACUGUGGAGGUACUUGUAAAAUCAGGGGUUUACCAAAAUCAUCAUGAUCAUUACCAUAUACGAACACAAUCAGGACAAUCUUGAGCUUACAGCAUGACAAAUACAUCAGAUAUUAUACAACCAGUUUCAUUCUAUCUAAUUACAUCCAAAAAUAACAAGCAGUUGCACUGGAGAAAUGCCAAAAAUACAGAUAAGAAUAAAAAUACAAAUGAGGUAACUUAGAGACUGUGUUGCCAUUAAAUUGUUUGCCCACUAGAGACCACUGGCAAGUCUCUUUUCCAAAUGUAUAAUGUCCCGCUCCGGACAUAUAAUGGUCACAAUUCUUUAAUAACCAAAUUUAAAGGAUGUUCUUUCUUUCUUUCUUUCUUUCUUUCUUUCUUUCUUUCUUUCUUUCUUUCUUUCUUUAACACAAUAACAAAUAUCCACUAUUACAGCUUUAACUGAAAAAAAUGAAGGUAAUCUACCAUGAAUAAUAAAUGCGAGUGAGACGUCACGUCAAAAACCGCGGAAAAAGCCGACAUUCUACGAGGACUCACGAUGCGUUUCUUGGCAACCAGUGUGUUUGCGAUUCAAGUUUGUCGUCUCUCUCACAAAGAACUGCCACUUGUUUUAACGCAAAGAUUAACGCAUGAUUAAACUACAGUUUGUCCGUCAAAAUGCUUAAUGUUGAAUUACUGUGUGACCGCACGGCGAGGGCGAGUCUGCAGAAGCGUCGCGACGGAGAAACUGAACGACAAGAGCGGAUUUUUAAUGACAAAGUCAGGACCAUCGGGGUUGACAAGGAAGCCCUGGAUAUGCAGGUGAAAGAGAGGAAGAAACGAGAAGAGGCAGAAAAGGAGAAACAAAACGCAUGCGAUGCUGAUUUGCGCCAUAAUAGCAAAGUAGCUUGCAUUCUCCAUAGCAGGGAAGUGAAGGAGAAGCAUGCCAUGGAAAAGGCCAUUGUCAACUACCGCCAUCAGUACCAGCAGCCUUGGUGCCAGCGGGAGUAUGAUCUGAACGACCCAGACCGCUGUAGAAAAACAGACAAGGACGAUGCACAGAUGAUGCCCCCAGGCCUAGUGGGCGAGGACCCAGAGAGUAAAAACAGAGUGCAGAGGCAGAGGGAGCAGCUCAGAGAGUGGCUCAUCCAGCAGCAGAGUGAGCAGGCAGCAGAAAGGCAUCAACAAAAGUUGGAAGAGCAGCACUAUGACCAAAGCAGAGUAGAGAUGGACAACAAAGCUCUGCAGCUUCAGAGCCUUGAGAUGAACAGGAGAAAAGCAGAAGCCGUUGCCACCAAAGAGUAUAAUCUGGCCAAGACUGAAGAGAAGCGUCAUCAGGAGCAGAACAGAGCAGACAAAUCAAACCAACCGGAAGGACAGCUGAAAGGUGUAGAUGUCAAACCCACCCUGGGCAUGGUGGGAGCAGCAAGUCUCUUUCCCAGCAGGUAUAGGAGAGACCCUCCGGAGAGCCUGCAGCAGGUCAUCCAGUUUCAGAAAUACCAAAUAGAGGAGAGAAAGAGGAUAGAAUUAGAGAAGAAGCAAGAAGAGAUGCUGCAUGAUCACGUUCGCUUGGCCUCGGCUCGUACGGCUCUGCUUAUAGAGAGGCAGCAGGCAAAACUGAACAAGCAGAUGAGACGACACCUGGACAGCACCAACAUCAAACUGGCCGAAACACACAAACAGCUGAAACCAGACAUUGAAAGAGGAUGCAUUGACGACAACUUCUUCUCCAAAUUCAACACCUGCAGCAGAUGACGGAUGACACACUGCACUGAUGACUCGCUCAGUGGAUAAGUAUUAACAACGGUGCUACAUGACAAGAAAACGGAAUAAACUUAGCAACACAGUCAAUCAGUAGUUGUUUUUAAUUAUGUCAAGUUAAUUUGGACACUUCACAACAUUCAAAUAUGUCUGGAUGAUGCUGACAGUUGUUCAUAUCAAUCUUUUGCUAUUGCUUCAAAAAUAAAUCCAAAUAAAAACCCUAUAAAACAAUGUAAAAAAGAAAAAAUCAGUUUCCUUCAAGAAUAUUUUUCCAAGGCCCACAUCAUUUAACAUCCAUUUCAACAGGCAACCUAUUACACUCUUACAAAUCAAACCACAAACACACAAGGACGAAUCAAACAGCAUUAAGCACCUCAUCCAGUUAACAAUG
Seriola aureovittata is the source of this 2174-nucleotide messenger RNA. It is a transcript of the gene ribc2, whose product is annotated as RIB43A domain with coiled-coils 2. NCBI's taxonomy places the organism in Eukaryota, Metazoa, Chordata, Actinopteri, Carangiformes, Carangidae. Bases 701 to 1777 code for a protein of 358 amino acids. The record is from RefSeq and is a predicted model, not a curated record. The transcript has 7 exons.